AUGGGUUGUGGCGAAUCAAAGCAUGAUGUUGCCACUGGAAACACCAUCACCCUUAAGAAAUCUGACACAGGAAGCAAGAAUAGCGAAGGCACAGAAGCCUUCAUCGACGCAGCAUCAAAUGAUAAUACAAACACAGACGCAUCUGUGACACACCAAGAGAGGGAGAUUAGUGUUGGCAACGGCAUUGAAGAUGCACAAAAUGUGAAGGAUAUAACCGAGGACAUAGAAUUAGAGGGAGGAGAAAACAAAACUGUUGCUUCAGAACCUGCAAAAAUUAUGUCUAAAGAGUCACCAAAUCAUUUCUUCUCAUCGAGGAAAGAUGAGGAAGCCAUUGAUGCUGAGGGAAGGUCUGAAAAGUCCGAGUAUUGUUCUCCACGACAUGAAGCUGAGAAGGAGAGUUUGUUCAAUGAUGAUGUAAAAGCCGAAAUUGCUGUUGAGGAAAAAUUGAUAGAACAAAACACAGGAGAAAUAGGAGAGGAUAUAAAAGCGAGGCAAGAGAAUUUGGCGAAGGAACCAGAAGCGUCAACAGUCAUUGAAGCAGAGGUUUCUACAUCUGAAGAAAAAAAGGAUUUCAGCAAUGAGAAGUUAUCUAAUGCAAAUUCAGUUUAA
Molecule: messenger RNA, 609 nt
Organism: Tripterygium wilfordii
Lineage: Eukaryota; Viridiplantae; Streptophyta; Magnoliopsida; Celastrales; Celastraceae
Exons: 2
Coding region: 1-609 (202 amino acids)
Source: RefSeq, a predicted model, not a curated record